Poecilia reticulata (guppy) is the source of this 2465-nucleotide messenger RNA. The record is from RefSeq and is a predicted model, not a curated record. Lineage: Eukaryota; Metazoa; Chordata; Actinopteri; Cyprinodontiformes; Poeciliidae.
CUUCCUGCUCAGAUGACGAUUGAUGGUUCAAACCUCAGAGAGACUUCUCAUUCACACAGAGACAUCAGCAGCACCGCAGCUCUGAGAGUGAUGCUUAUGAUCCAGUAAGCCAUGAUGAGAGGGCGGCUCCUGUUUGUGCUCUGGUGCUUCAGCAUCCUGGCAGCGGCCCGCAGCAUCACAGUUUCAUGUGUGAGUGACUACAUCAAAAACAUAACCUGUGGGGUGAACGGCAUCAAACCUGACAACUACAGCCUGAAGUUCACUUAUAGAAAAAGCAACACGUGUCCAAUCGUGGCGACUGAUCAGGGUUACUUCUGCAACUGUCAAGUUUCAGAUUCAGAAAUGGCAUCCAUUUAUAUUUAUGAAAUAAAUAUUUGUAAUGCAUCUUUCUGCAAAGCUCUCCAAAGUGACUUCAGACCAAGACUUAACAUUAAGCUGAGUCCACCUCCUGCAGUGGAUCUCCAAAAAUCAACAGAUUAUAUCAACAUAACCUGUAAGAGUGACAGAUAUAAAGAACACAUGUACUUUAAAGGCAAACUCAUAUACGAAGCUCUGCUUCAAGAAUCCCACGGCAGCUGGAACAGAACUGUUUCCCUCCCACCAUUUGAAAAUAAUUACGCAAUUCAUAGCAAAGCAUUGCUCAAACAAAACACAGAGUACUGCGUGAAAGCCAGAUUUAAGCCUGAGGACAACACAGCCUGGCGCUCUACGUGGAGUGAGUGGGGUGAACCAGCAUGCUGGACAAAUGAACAAAUGACAGAACAAGACAUAGUUACUAUUUUACUCAAAUCUCUGGGCCCCGCCUGUUUAAUUAUUGGAAUCCUCCUGUUUGCUUUCUACAAUCCUGCUACAAGAAUGAAGAUCAAAACUCUGGGCCGCACACCAACACCGGCCCCGUUCUUUAAGCCUCUGUUUCAGCAACAUGACGGAAAUCUACAGGAGUGGCUUUCACCUCACGGCAAGUAUGAUCUGACGUACAAAACCGAGGAGGACUUGAUCACCGAUGCCGUGACUGUUGUGCCACAGUCCAGCCCAAAGGAUUUAGAGGAGAACCAAGUCUUCCUCACGCAGCUGGUCUUUCCUCUGAGUCACACCUCCUACGUUGGUUUUCCAGGGAUGGAGAAAGCCUCCGCUCCUCCUUUUCCAGGAGACACUCCGUACACUCAGCUCCCCUGCUCCGUUUGGAGUCCCUGCGUCCAAAACGUAGAGGUUGUCUGCUCCGAUCCAAAAGAUUUCCUCGAGAUAAGCCGUUCUGAUUCUGGCUGCAGCUGCGAGGGUCUGACCCAAAGCCCGGAGUGCAGCUUGCCAUGCAGUCCUGUGGAUGAGAUCCCGACACCCCGUCACUGUAGCGACUACUGCAUCCUCAACAAGACCGCCCAGGGAGUCGUUCCUGUGCUGCUGUCCAAAGAACGUCCUGCAGAUGUUCCCGACCAGUCUCUGAAGUCAGAAGGAUGAAAACUCCUUCUGUUUGUUCAUUUACAGGGAAAUGGCUUUCAUCUGCUCAAUGCCAGUCAACAAACCUGCCAUGUUUCCCAUCCCUGGUGAAACGCAUCAGUUUGCACUUGCAAAUAGGUAGUUGAAUUACUUUUAACUGGUGAAAGCAAAAUGAUUCUCAGUUUGUAAUAGACCUGCAGGGUAUCUGUGACCCGUCUGAGAGUGUGAAGGUUUCACUUGUUCUUGGCAACACACUGCUUUUUUUCUGCUUUUUUACUUCAGGAAAAAGGAAAAGAAUGAAUCAUUUAACGGAGAUUAUAGUUAACAAUAGCUUUCUAAUUGUUUUGAGAUGCAUUACUUUCAAUAUAUUUUUGCCAGUGUUGAAAUAUUUUAGUAUGGAUUCAUAGGAAACUUUAUUUUUAUCUGUGCACACGUUGAGUUUUACUCUGACUCCAUUUAAUCGAAUCAGAACAGACUCUGUUCGCCUGACAGUGUUCUUGGUUUCAGAUGAAGGAAUUUGAAUUUAUGCUUUAUGUUUGAUGUAAAAAGGGUCAGAAAUGGUAAUGUACUUAUAAACCUCUAAGUUUAGGCAGAACAAUGGUUUCUCCAUCAUUUUUUUGCCCUGUAUUUUUUUAUUUUUUUGCACAGCGUCCUGAUCUGCUUAUAAAACAAGCAGAAAAUGACGGAUGAAUUUCACUAAGGGACUUUGAACUUUUAAAGCAUCACUGAAAAUGUCUUCAUCUUUGCCGUGUGUUCUAUUGCUUUCAUCAGCUACUUUCACAUUAAUGUCCUGAAUAUAUCUGCAGCUGAAUGUUGAAUUAACAUGUGGAUCUCCUGUUUAGAAAUUUAAAAGAUUGUCACUUUGUCUACAGCAGAAGGAGAACGAUGUGCUACUAAAUUUAUAAAAUGGAGUAGCAAUAACCACAUUUAUCUCCAUCAUGUACAUUUUCUUGUAACAGCCUAAUAUUCAAUAAAGUACAGAAAACACUUUUUUUCCUUUUUAUUGUAUUUUCUGCAGAUUUUAGAAAAUU